Dracunculus medinensis (Guinea worm) is the source of this 567-nucleotide messenger RNA. The record is from the annotation of a GenBank genome assembly. Lineage: Eukaryota; Metazoa; Nematoda; Chromadorea; Rhabditida; Dracunculidae.
AUGAUGCGCAGCAGCGGUGAAAGUGUGCAAAGUGAAAACCAUCAUAUGCAGCAUGCGAUGAAGGUGUGGUUCCAUGGUGGUUAUAAUGAAGUGAUUUUGUUCCAGUUUUGGUCCGUAAAUUCUUACACAGGAUUAUUGUUAUCUUGUGCUUUGAUUUUUGUGAUGGCAUCGUUAUAUGAAGGAAUAAAAUGGUUUCGUAUUCACCUUCGUAUGAGUGUCUCCUAUCGAACUAGUUCAAAUGCCCAAAAAAUGCUUGAAUAUGGCGUUUUAAACGGGCCUGACUCACGCGGUGAUCAUUCGGAACCAGUCGUGAUUCAUAAUCAACCCAGGUCAUCAUUUUUUUUAUUUGGUGUAUAUAUUUGUCCUUUUUCUUUUGCAACCGCUCUGUAUUUGAUGCAAUUGAUUCUCGCUUAUUGGCUGAUGUUAAUAGUAAUGACGUAUAAUUCAUGGUUAACUGCUGCAGUUGUCACUGGUGCUGCUUUUGGUCAUUGGUUAUUUGCAAUCCUUAAAUAUUUGAAUCCGCAAGCAGAUAAGCUUGACACUUUCGCAACUGACGCAUGUCAUUAG